CCCACGUGGUCUCUCUGACUGGUCACCUGUACUGUAAUUAGAUCUUCAGCCCGCACACCGUUGUCUCUAAUGGAUUUUGAAAGCUCUUUUCGUUGUUCGCCAUUUGUUUCGUGGAAAAAAUAACUCUAGUGACUCUCAAUGAAUCCGGAUGUCGUUUUUCCUAGUAUCUCCUCGAUGUGAGCGUUUCGGGUGCAUUCGGUGACAUCAUGCGUCGACUUCUUUGUGUGCAUGUACUCCUAUGCUGCCUCAGUAUGGCUCAUCCCUUCUGUCCAUCCCAGUGUACCUGUGUCUUCCAUGGACGUACCGAUGGAACAGGAACCAGAUCUGUUCUCUGCAAUGACCCAGAUAUGUCUGACAUCCCUGUCAAUGUCCCUGUGGAUACAGUCAAACUUCGAAUUGAGAAAACUGCAAUACGGCGAAUCCCAACAGAAGCUUUUUACUAUCUAGUGGACCUGCGAUACCUGUGGAUUACCUAUAAUUCCAUAACCUCAGUGGAUACUGCUAGUUUCUACAACCUAAAAGUGCUCCAUGAGCUAAGGCUGGAUGGAAAUAUGAUCGCUAUCUUCCCUUGGGAGUCUCUCAAAGAGAUGCCUAGGCUGAGGACACUGGAUCUUCACAACAACAGACUCACUAAUGUUCCCACCGAGGCGAUCCCUUACCUCCUCAACAUUACCUACUUGGAUCUAUCCAGCAACAAAUUUUCCACCCUGCCCUCUGAUCUCAUGGAUAUCUGGCCACCCUUCAAUGGACUACCCGUCUCUACUAAUGCCUCUCAGAAAGUUGUGUUAGGCCUCCAGGACAAUCCCUGGUUCUGUGACUGCAAAAUCUCCAAGCUGAUAGAGAUGUCCAAAAUGGCGGACACACCAGUGGUUUUGAUGGAUCUAUUCUUAACCUGCGCUGGACCAGAGAAUCUGGCAGGUGUCCUUUUUCAGCGGGCUGAACUUGACAACUGCGUAAAACCAUCAGUGAUGACAUCUGCAACCAAGAUCACAUCUCCUUUGGGCAGUAACGUUCUCCUGCGUUGUGACGCCACAGGGUUUCCAACACCAACUCUUUACUGGGCCAAGUCAGAUGGCUCACCAGUCAACAACACAGUCCAGGAGUCACCGGGGGAUGGCAUCAGGUGGUCCAUCAUGAGCUUACAUGGGAUAGUGUACAAAGAUGCUGGAAACUACAGCUGUAAAGCCAAGAAUGUUGCUGGCAAUGCAGAAGCCACCAUCUCUCUCUCAGUUGCUGGUACUUUCAGCACUACCAUCCCUCCACCAAGGCCCGGCACUGGAACUGGACCAACCAGCCUGGGAACAACAUUUAUUCCCCCAACUGACAUUACCAGCUCACCCUUCGUCACAUCCACAGUCCUCCCAAGAACAUCAACCGUAUCUGCUGUCCCUAGGAAGCCAAAAACUACUCCCAGCAGCGGUUUACAGAAAGGCUCACUGAAGCAAACAAAAAGCCAGCAAGGAGGAAAUGGAAGAAAACUUGCAGCAGAUGAAAAGAGCAAGAAAAGUGAUGCCUCGAAGUCUGUUAAGGAUCUAAAGAUUGUAGAGGAAACGGCUGAUAGUGCAGUGUUGCUCUGGACUGCAGAUGGGUUACCAAAUGAGGCCCCACUUACAGUUGUAUAUUCACCAUAUGGUGAGGAUGACAGUAAGAGGACAGUGGAGACUAAUGCUGGCAGUGGAAAAGUGCUCCUAGAUGGACUGUCAUCUGGGAUGAGGUACUCCGUUUGCCUCUUUGCGAAAGGUAGUGCAGCUGGAAAAGAUCCCUGCAUUGACUUCUACACACUGGACAACAUAGAGGAUGACGGGCAGAACCAGCUUUUCAUGAUCAUAAGCGGGAUUGCCUGUGCUUUGGUUCUGCCUCUGAUUGCCCUGCUGAUCUACAAGAUCCUCGCUCUGUACUGUAAAGGAAGCAGCACAGAGUUGGAUGAAGAAGAGCUUGAAAAAGAGAGCUAUGUCAAGUUUGAGACAAUUUCAAUGAAACAAAGGACAAUGAACUCUCACCCAACUGAACUUUGGGCAAGGAGACCAACUCAUGAAUCAGAGCGAAUGCUUCUCUGUUCCAGGUCAAGCAUUGACUCCCAGAUGACCUAUAAGAGUGACAGUUCCCGGUCUGAAUAUCUCUGCUGAUUUAAGAAUCCAUGGCCAAUGCCCAAACACCAUGCUAGUAUUACAUUAUAUUAAACACUCUUUAUAUGCCUUUCAUGACAAAGACAAAAAAAUGAUUACCUACAAAGUCAUGUAUAAAUUUUUAUAAAUGUUUUUUUUUCACGUCAGCAGGCUCUAAAGAAUUAUCAUGUUGUGAUGAAGAGAACAAAACAUUCUUCUGCACUUUCCGAUAUCUAUUCAUUUAUAAAGAUUUAUAUAAUGAAGUACAAAAGUGUUGUUAACGCAGAAUCAUUCCAAUGUGUCCAAUAUUUUUAUUUAUGUCCUUAUGUCUUGGAGCCUUACAUUAACACCCAUUUAUUCAAUAAUACCACAGCACAGCACCUGUAUGGGAUUUAAAAAUAUACAUAGUAGCAUACAAAGAGCCAGUCAGUUAACGGUGUCUGAUAUUUGACUGUUUUCAAUGCCAAAGUUGCAAUGUGGCAGAUAUAAAUAUUGUGGUGGUGUCAGAGAAGAUCUAUAAUCCUCCCCAUCACAUUUACAGCAUCAUUGUCGCUUUAAGCAUCAAGCCGAUUGUUGCCUUACUGGACAAGAAAGUACUGUCAGUGUGUGAUAGAAUACAGUGUGUGACUUUUGCCACUUUAUAUGAUUAUAUGUAUAUAACUGUCUAUACAUGAAGUUGUACAUUUGUUUUUAAUAAAUUGUUGAAUUAUGUGUUGCAUACUA
Molecule: messenger RNA, 2828 nt
Organism: Amphiprion ocellaris (clown anemonefish)
Lineage: Eukaryota; Metazoa; Chordata; Actinopteri; Pomacentridae
Gene: lrit3a
Product: info leucine-rich repeat, immunoglobulin-like and transmembrane domains 3a
Exons: 4
Coding region: 207-2126 (639 amino acids)
Molecular function (GO): protein binding
Source: RefSeq, a predicted model, not a curated record